AUGGAUAUAUAUAAUUACAUCUUUGAGCAUGAAUCACACUAUCAGCUGAUAUAUACAAUUACAUCUUUGCAUAAUAUGAUGGGAUAUCAGCUAAGCAUUGGAUUCUUAACACUCCCUUCAGAAACAAUCAAAGAGAAAGAAUUUAAGAUAGAGAUUCACAUUCUUGGGAAAGUCAAACAUGAGAAUGUGGCCAUAUUCUUAGGUUCAUGUUCAGAAGGACCACACAGGCUUCUUGUCUAUGAGUAUGUGUGCAAUGGUUCUCUGAACAAAUAUCUGUCAGAAAAAAGCAGCAAAUUAACAUGGGAAACAAGAAUUAAUAUUGCAUAUGGAGCAGCUAAAGGUUUAGAAUAUCUGCAUAGAGAAAGGAUUUAUGGAAGCAUGAGGCCAAGCAACAUACUCGUCACCCAUGAUUAUCAGCCACUAGUAAGAUUAAUUUGUUGUUUGCUUUGGGUAUAUUUAUAUGGCUAG
This is a messenger RNA of Olea europaea var. sylvestris, 468 nucleotides long. Its product is annotated as serine/threonine-protein kinase CDG1-like. Bases 1 to 468 code for a protein of 155 amino acids. NCBI's taxonomy places the organism in Eukaryota, Viridiplantae, Streptophyta, Magnoliopsida, Lamiales, Oleaceae. The transcript is spliced from 3 exons. The record is from RefSeq and is a predicted model, not a curated record. Gene Ontology annotation, cellular component: plasma membrane. Gene Ontology annotation, biological process: protein phosphorylation. Gene Ontology annotation, molecular function: protein tyrosine kinase activity; ATP binding.